Carassius carassius (crucian carp) is the source of this 1916-nucleotide messenger RNA. Its product is annotated as protein disulfide-isomerase A3-like. Bases 1 to 1665 code for a protein of 554 amino acids. The record is from RefSeq and is a predicted model, not a curated record. Gene Ontology annotation, cellular component: endoplasmic reticulum; cell surface. NCBI's taxonomy places the organism in Eukaryota, Metazoa, Chordata, Actinopteri, Cypriniformes, Cyprinidae. The transcript has 13 exons. Gene Ontology annotation, molecular function: protein disulfide isomerase activity. Gene Ontology annotation, biological process: protein folding; response to endoplasmic reticulum stress.
AUGAGCGUUUUACAUCUCAUCAGCUGUAGAAUGACUAGCCAAUCAUCGCUCACUUCAGUGACACAUUGUGUUUUCAUCCCGCCCUCACACAUAUAUCGGUGGAAACCGCCCGGUUGUGCGCGUCUGUUUACUUUAGUGUUGGUUUCUGCGAAUAGGAAAUUAUUCCAUCUUCCUGUCUUGAUGGACAGUUUUACGUUGCGCGUGGUUUUGUGUGUGUCAGCUCUAUGUGUGUGGAGCUCGGCAGCGCGUGGACGCAGUGAUGUGCUCGAGCUCAAAGAUGCAGACUUCGAUUACAUCGCGCCCGAGCACGAGACCCUGCUGGUGAUGUUUUAUGCCCCAUGGUGUGGUCACUGUAAGAAACUUGCUCCGGAGUUUGAAACUGCUGCUACACGAAUGAAGGGAACAGUAACUUUAGCCAAGGUGGACUGCACUGCUAAUACAGAGACCUGCAAGCGCUAUGGGGUCACUGGAUACCCAACACUCAAAAUAUUUCGGAACGGACAGGAAUCAUCUUCGUAUGAUGGGCCGCGCUCAGCUGAGGGAAUCGUGAGCUAUAUGAAGAAACAGGCUGGACCCGAUUCUGUGCCUCUGCAUAGUGAGCAUGACCUGGAGAACUUCAUCAACCACUUUGAUGCCAGCAUAGUUGGAUUUUUCUCAGGGACUGACAGUUCUCAGCUCUCUGAGUUUCUUAAAGGAGCCAGUUUAAUGAGGGAGGGUUUCCGCUUUGCUCACACCACAGAUCUAGAGCUCGGAAAGAAAUACGACGUCAAAUAUGAGUCUGUGCUUCUGUUCCGCCCCCCCAGACUGAGCAGUAAGUUUGAGGAGAGUGUGGUUCACCACACAGGACCCCUGUCCAUCACAGGCCUGCGCCGCUUCAUCAGAGACAACAUUUUUGGACUCUGUCCUCACCUGACCAAAGAGAAUAAGGAUUCAUUGAGGAAGAGGGAUUUACUGACGGCCUUCUAUGACUUGGAUUAUCUUCACAACCCCAAAGGCUCCAACUACUGGAGAAACAGAGUGCUGAAGGUGGCGUCUAAGUUCAGUUCUCAGGGCCUGUUGUUUUCUGUGGCGAACCGUAAUGACUUUCUGGAGGAGCUGGAGGAUGAGUUCGGUCUGGGCACGUCAGACUCAACUGAGCUGCCGUUUGUCACCAUCAAGACACGAACAGGAAACAAAUACACCAUGAGAGAGGAGUUCACACGAGAUGGCAAGUCUUUAGAAAACUUUCUAGAAGAUUAUUUUUCUGGCCGACUGAAGCGUUACGUCAAAUCAGAGCCUGUGCCUGCCAAAAACAGUGCAGCUGUCAAGGUGGUUGUGGCAGAUACGUUUGAGGAGAUCGUCAAUGACCCAGAGAAAGACGUGCUUAUUGAGUUUUAUGCUCCGUGGUGUGGCCACUGUAAAAAACUGGAGCCCAAAUAUACAGAGCUUGGAGAACGGCUAUACAGUGAUCCUAGUAUUGUAAUCGCCAAGAUGGAUGCAACUGCCAAUGAUAUCCCACAGGGCUAUGACGUGCAAGGGUUUCCUACAAUAUACUUUGCUGCUGCUGGCCGGAAAGAUGAGCCAAAGCGAUAUGAGGGAGCCCGUGAAGUGAAGGAUUUCAUCAACUUCCUGAAGCGUGAGGCAUCCAAACCUCUUGUUCUGAAUGGAGUCAAGGAAGAGCUGUAAACGUUAAAGCAGGAGAUUGCUGUAUGUUGCGUAAUUCAGGAAGAGUGAAGAAUCCUGUAGGAUCCUGCUGCAGUUCAGCCAUAUAUAUCACCAUAUCAAAUAAAUCGGCUGCAAUCAAGAACAUAAAACUAAUUGUAAUUAUACAGAGAUCCAGGGCCUCAUUUAUAAAAUGUUGUGCAGAAACCAUCCUAAAUUUGAUCUUACGGUUAUCUCACAAAUAUGCAUGCAUGUGAUAUAAAGAAAGAAUGUAC